Messenger RNA from Mandrillus leucophaeus (drill), 1276 nucleotides. It is a transcript of the gene SEPTIN1, whose product is annotated as septin 1. The coding region runs from base 1 to 1137 and encodes 378 amino acids. The record is from RefSeq and is a predicted model, not a curated record. Gene Ontology annotation, cellular component: synaptic vesicle; microtubule cytoskeleton; septin complex. Gene Ontology annotation, molecular function: molecular adaptor activity; GTP binding; GTPase activity. The transcript is spliced from 11 exons. Gene Ontology annotation, biological process: regulation of exocytosis; cytoskeleton-dependent cytokinesis. NCBI's taxonomy places the organism in Eukaryota, Metazoa, Chordata, Mammalia, Primates, Cercopithecidae.
AUGUCUCACCAUGAUAAUGGAGUUACAGUGGGACUUGGAAUCCAGAUGUGUGAAAGAUGGAGGGCCGCACUCAGCUUCCUGCCCCACCAGAGGAAGUGGGGAGAGACGGCAGGUGCAGUGAUGGCUGGCGGAGUCAUGGACAAGGAGUACGUGGGUUUUGCUGCCCUCCCCAACCAGCUGCACCGCAAGUCUGUCAAGAAGGGGUUUGACUUCACACUAAUGGUGGCAGGGGAGUCAGGCCUAGGGAAAUCCACCCUCAUCAACAGCCUCUUCCUCACCAACCUCUAUGAGGAUCGCCAGGUGCCAGAGGCCAGUGCUCGCUUGACACAGACCCUGGCCAUUGAGCGCCGGGGUGUGGAGAUCGAGGAAGGAGGUGUGAAAGUGAAGCUAACCCUUGUGGACACGCCUGGCUUUGGGGACUCAGUGGACUGCUCUGACUGCUGGCUUCCCGUGGUGAAAUUCAUCGAGGAGCAGUUUGAGCAGUACCUUAGGGAUGAGAGUGGCCUGAACCGGAAGAACAUCCAGGACUCCCGCGUCCAUUGCUGCCUCUACUUCAUCUCACCCUUUGGCCGGGGGCUCCGGCCCCUAGAUGUGGCCUUCCUUCGGGCGGUACACGAGAAAGUCAACAUCAUCCCAGUCAUUGGCAAAGCGGAUGCCCUGAUGCCCCAGGAAACCCAGGCCCUCAAGCAGAAGGAAAGCAUCCCUUUUGCAGUCGUGGGUUCAUGCGAGGUGGUGAGGGAUGGCGGGAAGCGACCGGUGAGGGGACGCCGCUACUCCUGGGGGACCGUGGAGGUGGAGAACCCACAUCACUGCGAUUUCCUGAACCUGCGACGGAUGCUGGUGCAGACACACCUGCAGGACCUGAAAGAGGUGACGCACGAUCUGCUCUACGAGGGCUACCGGGCCCGCUGCCUACAGAGCCUGGCCCGGCCUGGGGCUCGCGAUCGAGCCAGCCGCAGUAAGCUUUCCCGCCAAAGCGCCACGGAGAUCCCGCUGCCCAUGCUGCCUCUGGCGGACACCGAGAAGCUGAUCCGCGAGAAAGACGAAGAGCUGCGCCGCAUGCAAGAGAUGCUAGAGAAGAUGCAGGCCCAGAUGCAGCAGAGCCAGGCCCAGGGCGAGCAGUCAGACACCCUUUGAGGCCACGCCCCUCCCGGCCUUACCUCGGCUCCGCCUUCAGUCGGCCUCUUGUCCAAUCCCCGCGCCCCACACUGCCCAGCGCCCCCUGGAACCCCGUGGGUGCCGCCCUCGCGCGGGCUAGGGGGAGGUUCUACCAGCC